Messenger RNA from Porites evermanni, 2113 nucleotides. The record is from the annotation of a GenBank genome assembly. NCBI's taxonomy places the organism in Eukaryota, Metazoa, Cnidaria, Anthozoa, Scleractinia, Poritidae.
CAUCCCAGUCACCCUAGUCAUCCUUUUCAUCCUGGUCAUCCUAGUCAUCCCAGUCAUCCUAGUGACCCUAGUCAUCCUAGUCAUCCCAGUCAUCCUAGUCACCCUAGUCUGACUCUUGUCAUCCCAGUCACCCUAGUCAUCCUUUUCAUCCUGGUCAUCCUAGUCAUCCCAGUCAUCCUAGUGACCCUAGUCAUCCUAGUCACCCUAGUCUGACUCUAGUCAUCCCAGUCACCCUAGUCAUCCUUUUCAUCCUGGUCAUCCUAGUCAUCCCAGUCAUCCUAGUGACCCUAGUCAUCCUAGUCAUCCCAGUCAUCCUAGUCACCCUAGUCUGACUCUUGUCAUCCCAGUCACCCUAGUCAUCCUUUUCAUCCUGGUCAUCCUAGUCAUCCCAGUCAUCCUAGUGACCCUAGUCAUCCUAGUCACCCUAGUCUGACUCUAGUCAUCCCAGUCACCCUAGUCAUCCUUUUCAUCCUGGUCAUCCUAGUCAUCCCAGUCAUCCUAGUGACCCUAGUCAUCCUAGUCAUCCCAGUCAUCCUAGUCACCCUAGUCUGACUCUAGUCAUUCCAGUCACCCUAGUCAUCUUAGGGCACUUUCAAAAGUCAGAACUGGCCAGCUAGACCAAGGCCGAACCAGACAUUUUUUAAAUACAAUAUGCAUUUUCCAAGAGGUUUUGCUGAAAAACCAUUUCCUUUGUGUAUAAUGUUUAGCAUUAAUUUGACUGAUCUGGAUGGUUAGUUUUGAUUAAAACUAAAGUUCUCAUUAUGAUGGGGAUGAGCUGGCCAGUCAUUUCUGACAAAUUUAAAAUGAAAAGCGCCCUAGUCACCCAAAUAAUUCCAGUCAUCCUACUCAUUCUAGUCACCCCCAGUCAUCCUAGUCAUCCCAGUAAUCCAAGUCAUCCCAGUCAUCCUAGUCAUUCCAGUAAUCCCAGUCACCCCAGUCAUCCUAGUAAUCCCAGUCAUCCUAGUCAUCAUAGUCAUCCCAUUCAUCUCUAAACCACUUCAUCCCAGUCAUCCUAGUCAUCCCAGUAAUCCCAGACACCCCAGUCAUCCUAGUCAUCCCAGUCAUCCUAGUCAUCCUAUUCAUCCCAGUCAUCCUAAACCUAGUGAUCCCAGUCACCCUAGUCAUCGUAGUCAUCCCAGUCAUCCCAGUCAUCCGAGUCAUCUUAGUAACCCCAGUCAUCCUAAACCUAGUCAUUGUAGUCAUCCCAGUCAUUGUAGUCGUCCCAGUCAUCCCAGUCAUCCUAGUCUUCUCAGUAAUCCCAGUCACCCCAGUCAUCCCAGUCAUCCUAGUCACUGCAGUCAUUUCAGUAAUCCCAGUGAUUCCAGUUAUCCAAAUCAUCCCAGUCACCCAAGUCAUCCUUGUCUUCCCUGUCAUUCUAAUAAUUAUCUCUGUCAGUUAUUUCAUCACCCUAGUCAUCCCAGUCCCCUAAUUACCUCAGCCAUCCCCAGGCCUGUCACUUAUAUACUUUUCAAGUUGGUGAUUAUAUUCAGUUAGAAGGCGGUGAAUUGAAUGGUUAGGAAGUUCUUUUGGUUCUAUUUUCCUUUUGUUUCCUAUAAUAAAGUGGAUGGGGGUCACACUUGUAGUAGUCAGGGGAAAUCCCCAGCCCCCAGUUAUAAUUGACAGCCAUCCAUCCCAGUUCCCUACUCCACCUUAAGCCAUCUUAGUUAUUUUAAUUAUCCUUUUCAUCACAAUCAUCCUAGUCAUCCCUGCUCUUCAAUCUAUUCAUCCAAAUAACAAUAUCACAGCUUAACUGACAGACAACCAAUAUCAUCAUGACCUAAUUGACCAAUCAUGUCAAUGACCAGGUUUCAAUUUUAUCAACUGACAUGACACAACUCACUUUGACUCUGAAGAUGACUGCCGCACAGUUUGUCAAAACGUUAAUCAUUGUCAACAACAGUCUUAAUUCAGGACUACAAUCUCCUGGAUGAUCAUGCUCAACCUACAUUUUGUACCUACUAAACGACUCCUGGGUUCAAACCUUUGACAGUUUAACAUUCCAGUUAUGCCAGGCAUCCCAGUUAUCCAAGCCACUCCUGUCACCCUAGUCGCCAUGGUCACGCCAGUGAUCCCAGUCAACCCAGUAAUCCUAGUCACUCCAGUUAUCAUAGUC